This is a messenger RNA of Danio rerio (zebrafish), 2303 nucleotides long. The record is from RefSeq and is a predicted model, not a curated record. Lineage: Eukaryota; Metazoa; Chordata; Actinopteri; Cypriniformes; Danionidae.
CAUUGGAUUUAGAGGAUGUUCUUCAGAAAAACAGUGACGUUUUCAAAAAGGAGUUAGGCAGCAUGCAGGGGAUCAAAGUGAAAUUGACCGUUGAGCCGGAAUGCCAGCCAAAAUUCUUAAAGGCCCAACCUUUGCCAUAUGCACUCAAACCCAAAGUGGAGGCAAGCUUAACUGAACUUGUAAAAGAUGGUGUCCUGGAACCUGUCAGUGUAAGCAAGUGGGCAACACCUAUUGUUCCCGUUUUAAAGAAAGACGGUAGCAUAAGAAUUUGCGGAGAUUUUAAAGUCACUGUGAACCCAGUGUUGUCGGUGGAACAAUACCCCUUACCGCUCAUAAAUGACAUCUUUGCAGGACUGACUGGAGGACAAAAAUUCAGUAAAAUUGAUCUCAACCAGGCAUACCUGCAAAUGCAUGUUGAGGAGCAGUCCAGAGAACUAUUGACCAUAAAUACACACAAGGGCCUAUUUCGGUAUCAGCGCUUACCAUUUGGAAUCACUUCGGCUCCGUCCCUGUUUCAGCGAGCGAUGGACCAGAUUCUGGCAGGACUCCCGGGAGUAGUAUGUUACUUAGACGACAUUCUUGUGACUGGUACUGACGAUGAAUCACACCUGCAGCAUCUGGACGCUACCCUAAAAAGACUGAAAGAGUAUGGAUUGAGAGUGCGGAAGGACAAAUGUGAAUUUUUCCAGUCUGCAGUUGAGUACCUAGGCCAUGUCAUUGAUGCCUCUGGCCUGCAUACGUCCCCAGCAAAGGUUAAGGCCAUAGUGGAUGCUCCGACACCUAAAAAUGUCACCCAACUGCGUUCAUUCCUCAGCUUGCUUAAUUAUUAUGGACGUUUUAUUUCAAACAUUGCUACUCUGUUGAAACCCCUGCACAAAUUGUUGUGUCAGGAGAAUAGCUGGAGGUGGACCACUGAAUGUCAGGAGACUUUCCAAAGAGCAAAGGAGACCAUGCUGAAGUCAGAAGUCCUCACUCAUUUUGAUCCUUCUCUGCCAAUUCAGCUGGCCUGCGACGCCUCCCCAUAUGGUGUGGGAGCUGUCUUGUCCCACAUCAUGCCGAACGGUCAAGAGAAACCGAUCGCAUUUGCUUCUAGAAGUCUGAGCAAAGCCGAAGCAAAUUAUGCUCAAAUUGAACGUGAAGCAUUGAGCAUUGUGUUUGGAGUGCGCAAGUUUUACCAGUAUAUUUUCGGAAGGAAGUUUACUCUGCUGACCGAUCAUCGCCCACUGACUGCGAUUUUUGGUCCUUAUCAUGGCAUCCCCUCUCUUGCUGCUAGUAGGAUGCAAAGAUGGGCUUUGUUAUUGUCUGCUCAUACCUAUGACAUCAAGUACCGGAAGUCAGAAUUGCACAGAAACGCAGAUGGACUGUCCAGAUUGCCUCUCGCUGACCAAGUAAAAGAAACAAAAGUAGCUGAAAUUUUCUACUUUAGUCAAGUGGAAAGGACCCCAAUAACAGCUGCACAAGUGCGCAAGGGCACACGUAAUGAUCCUGUCUUGUCCAAGGUCAUGGAUAUCGUCAUGACAGGAAAAGAUGAGAACCAUGACCUAGAGCUAAAACCAUAUCUUACUCGACGUCAUGAACUCUCAGUGCAGACAGGCUGUUUAUUGUGGGGAAGGAGAGUGAUCAUUCCACCAACAUUGCGCAAAUCAGUGUUAAAACAGCUGCAUGCGGGACACUGUGGAAUGGUCCGCAUGAAGGAGAUUGCCAGGAGUUACUUCUGGUGGCCAGGAGUGGAUCGAGAAAUUGAAGAGAAGGCAAGAACAUGUACGUCAUGUCAAAGCAUACGCAACGUACCACAACUGGCACCGCUGCACCCCUGGGAAUAUCCAGAGAAACCGUGGCAUCGCAUUCAUGCUGAUUUUGCAGGUCCGGUCGAGGACAAAAUGCUGCUGGUCGUCAUUGAUGCACACAGUAAGUGGCCUGAAGUAGCCAUAAUGAAAUCUACGUCAGCAGAAAAGACCAUUGAGAAGUUGGGAGAAAUUUUCAGUAGAUUUGGACAACCAGUGCAGUUUGUUUCAGACAAUGGACCUCAAUUUAUUUCGCAUGAAAUGGGCACAUUUCUACUUGCAAAUGGAGUGCAACAUAUCAAGUCAUCACCCUACCAUCCUGCAACAAAUGGGCUUGUGGAGAGGUUCGUGCAGACCAUGAAACAUGCUUUAAAAGCUUCAAUUGGACAAGGCACAUUGCAUCAACGCCUUCAUAACUUCUUGCUGUGCUAUCGCAGUACUCCACACGCAACUACCAAAGUGUCACCAGCCUACUUGUUGUUUAAUCGAGAGCUCAGGACAAGCUUUGAGCUACUUUAA